UACGGCGGAGAUGAGGUGGGCGCGCUCGUCUUCGACAUCGGCUCCUUCUCCGUCCGCGCGGGCUACGCCGGGGAGGACUGCCCCAAGGCCGACUUCCCCACGACCGUGGGGCUGCUGGCCGCGGAGGACGGGGCCGGGCCGGAGCUGGACGGGGAGAAGGAGAAGAAGGGGAAGACCUUCCACAUCGACACCAACGCCCUGCACGUGCCCCGCGACGGCGCGGAGGUCAUGUCGCCCCUCAAGAACGGCAUGAUUGAGGACUGGGAGUGCUUCCGAGCCAUCCUGGACCACACCUACAGCAAACACGUGAAGUCUGAGCCGAACCUGCACCCGGUGCUCAUGUCGGAGGCCCCGUGGAACACUCGGGCCAAGCGCGAGAAGCUGACGGAGCUGAUGUUUGAGCAGUACAACAUUCCCGCCUUCUUCCUGUGCAAGACAGCCGUACUCACCGCCUUUGCAAACGGACGCUCCACAGGCCUGGUGCUGGACAGCGGGGCCACCCACACCACCGCCAUCCCUGUGCACGACGGCUACGUCCUACAGCAAGGCAUCGUCAAGUCGCCCCUGGCUGGGGACUUCAUUUCCAUGCAGUGCCGGGAGCUCUUCCAGGAAAUGGCGAUCGACAUCAUCCCCCCCUACAUGAUCGCAGCCAAGGAGCCCGUGCGGGAGGGAGCGCCCCCAAACUGGAAGAAGAAGGAGAAGCUGCCCCAAGUCUCCAAGUCCUGGCACAACUACAUGUGUAAUGGAACAUUCCAGCAGAUGUGGAUCUCCAAGCAGGAAUACGAGGAGGGGGGGAAGCAGUGCGUGGAGCGGAAGUGCCCCUGA
Psammomys obesus (fat sand rat) is the source of this 825-nucleotide messenger RNA. It is a transcript of the gene Actl6b, whose product is annotated as actin like 6B. The transcript is spliced from 9 exons. Gene Ontology annotation, cellular component: SWI/SNF complex; NuA4 histone acetyltransferase complex. The record is from RefSeq and is a predicted model, not a curated record. The annotation marks the transcript as partial. Gene Ontology annotation, molecular function: chromatin binding. Gene Ontology annotation, biological process: regulation of transcription by RNA polymerase II; nervous system development. Lineage: Eukaryota; Metazoa; Chordata; Mammalia; Rodentia; Muridae.